AUGGCUUCAAAGGGUGGUGCUGACAAGCUUCUGCACCUGGUACGGCUCAGGCGCACAUACUACGCACUGAACAAGCGUUUGACUAUUCCCCGGCCUCGUGUCGAGCAUAUAGUCAAAGAGUCGCUUCUUCAUGUGCCAAGCAGCUUCAAUUCGCAGUCGACCCGGGUUGUGGUUUUGUUCGGAACAGACCAUGAGAAGUUAUGGGACAUAGUAACAGACGUUCUCAAGAAAAAGGUUGCCGAAGCGAAAUGGGAACCGACAAGUCGCAAGAUGGCCAUGUUUAAGAGAGCUGCGGGCACUAUCAUGUUCUUUGAAGACCAGACAAUCGUAAACGAAAGCGUUGCCCGUUUCCCGUCGUAUGCCCAGCAUUUUGGCACAUGGGCAACGCAGUCAGAUGCCAUGUUGCAGUACACCAUCUGGCUUGGGCUCGAGGCAGAAGGGCUUGGCGCCAAUCUACAGCAUUACAAUCCAAUCAUAGAUGACAGAGUGGCUGAUGAAUGGAAGAUUCCCGUAAAUUGGAGAUUGAAUGCUCAGAUGGUCUUUGGUGGUUAUGAAGACACCCCAACCGAAAACAGUCUUAUGCCCCUCGAGGAGAGAUACAGAGUCUUCCAAGGCGAUGCGGAUUAA
Clonostachys byssicola is the source of this 627-nucleotide messenger RNA. NCBI's taxonomy places the organism in Eukaryota, Fungi, Ascomycota, Sordariomycetes, Hypocreales, Bionectriaceae. The record is from the annotation of a GenBank genome assembly.